Sorex fumeus (smoky shrew) is the source of this 6870-nucleotide messenger RNA. RefSeq names its product centromere protein E (gene CENPE). The record is from RefSeq and is a predicted model, not a curated record. Gene Ontology annotation, molecular function: plus-end-directed microtubule motor activity; ATP binding; microtubule binding. Bases 1 to 6870 code for a protein of 2289 amino acids. Gene Ontology annotation, biological process: microtubule-based movement; mitotic cell cycle. Lineage: Eukaryota; Metazoa; Chordata; Mammalia; Eulipotyphla; Soricidae. The transcript has 48 exons. Gene Ontology annotation, cellular component: microtubule.
AUGGCAGAGGCGAGCGCGGUGGCCGUGUGCGUGCGGGUCCGGCCGCUCAACAGCAGAGAAGAAGCUCUCGGAGAAGACACCCAGAUUUACUGGAAAACUGGCAAUAAUGCUAUUUAUCAGGUUGACGGGAGUAAAUCCUUCAAUUUUGAUCGCGUGUUUGGGAGUGAGGAGAGCACGAAGAACGUGUAUGAAGAGAUCGCGAUGCCCAUCAUCGACUCGGCCAUCCAGGGCUACAACGGGACCAUAUUUGCCUAUGGGCAGACUGCUUCCGGGAAGACCUACACCAUGAUGGGCUCCAAAGAUCACCUGGGAGUCAUACCCAGGGCCAUCCACGACAUUUUCCAGAAAAUUCAGAAGUUUCCGGACAGGGAGUUCCUCCUGCGCGUGUCCUACAUGGAGAUCUAUAACGAGACCAUCACGGACCUGCUCUGCGACACGCAGAAGGUGAAGCCGCUCAUCAUCCGGGAGGACUACAACAGGAGCGUGUAUGUGUCGGACCUCACAGAGGAGGUGGUCUACACGUCGGACAUGGCCCUGAAGUGGAUCGCCAAGGGGGAGAAGAACCGGCACUACGGCAUCACCAAGAUGAACCAGAGGAGCAGCCGCUCACACACCAUCUUCAGGAUGAUCUUGGAGAGCCGAGAGAAGGACGCCUCGAGCUGCGAGGGCGCCGUGAAGGUGUCCCAUCUGAACCUGGUGGACCUGGCGGGCAGUGAGCGGGCCGCCCAGACGGGAGCCGAAGGGCUGCGGCUGAAGGAAGGCUGUAACAUCAACCGCAGCCUCUUCAUCCUGGGCCAGGUCAUCAAGAAGCUCAGUGACGAGCAGGCGGGCGGCUUCAUCAACUAUCGGGACAGCAGGCUGACACGCAUCCUGCAGAAUUCGCUGGGAGGCAACGCCAAGACCCGCAUCGUCUGCACCAUCACACCCGCCUCCUUCGACGAGACACUCAGCACCCUGCAGUUUGCCAGCACGGCCAAGUACAUGAAAAACACCCCCUACGUGAACGAGGUGUCCAGCGACGAGGCGCUCCUGAAGCGGUACAGGAAGGAGAUCAUGGACCUCAAGAAGCAGCUAGAGGAGGUGUCUCUAGAGACUCGGGCUCAGGCCAUGGAGAAGGACCAGCUGGCCCAGCUCUUGGAGGAGAAGGACUUGCUCCAGAAAGUGCAGAUCGAGAAGAUCCAGAACCUCACCCGCAUGCUGGUGACCUCCUCCUCCCUCACGUCCCAGCAGGAGUUAAAGGCUAAAAAGAAGCGGAGAGUCACUUGGUGCUUGGGCAAAAUUAACAAAAUGGAGAAAGCCAAGUUCGGGGAAGAAUUUUCCUUGCCGGCGAGCGUGACCACGAAAACAAACCGCUCGGCUCUCAGCUCCGUGGGAGAGAUGGACGAGUCCCUCUAUUCUGAGGCCGACCCCCUCAGCAACACUCUGGACAUGUUAGCCGAGAUAGAGUGGAACCCAGCCACCAAGCUCCUGGCCUCGGACAACUUUGAGAGUGAGCUGGGGUCACUUCGUGUGGAGUAUGACAAUCUGGUACUCGACUAUGAGCAACUGCGGAGAGAGAAUAAAGAGCUGGAGAUGAAACUAAAGGAGAAGAAUGACCUGGAUGAAUUCGAGGCUCUCGAAAAAAAAGCUGAAAAAGAAGAUCAAGAGAUGCAACUAAUUCACGAAAUUUCCAACCUAAAGAAUUUAGUUAAGCAUGCAGAAGUGUAUAACCAAGAUCUUGAGAAUGAGCUCAGUGCGAAGGCAGAGCUUCUGAGAGAGAAGGAACACCAGAUCGAGCAGCUGCAGAAAAGCCUGGAGAGUCAGCAGCCGGAGGGCCCCACGCUGGACCUGUCCUGCUCAGCGGAACCCACAGCAGACGUCCAGCAACUGAGGCAGAGCCUGCAGGAUGCCGAGACCGUGUUGCUGGACGCCAAGCGGGAGUCAGCCUUCCUGCGGGGCGAGAACCGGGAGUUGCUUGAGAGGCUGAGAGAGUUGGAGGGCCGGUGCAGGCAGCUGGAGAGUGACCUGCAGGGCUCCCAGCGGCAGCUGGAGGCCAAGAGGCAGAUGCAGGCCGACCUGGAGAAGGAGCUGCAAUUCUCGUUCACGGAGAUCGCCAGGCUCACCGCCGUCCCAGGCGGCCAGGGGCCCCGAGACGCGCUCCCCACCGCGGACCUGGAGAGGAAGGUCGAGGAGCUGCAGGCGGAGCUGCGGAGGGAGGCGCAGGAGAAGGCGGCGCUGCAGGAGGAGGCGGCGCUGCUCGCGGCGCUCAAGCCGCUGCCCUCGGAAGUCGAGACGCUGAGGAAGGAGAUCCUUGAGAAAUCCGAGGAGGUGUCCCUGCUGGCCUCGGAGAGGGACCGGCUGCUUUCCGAGCUCGCGGGGUGGGAGAACGGUGCCCGCGAGGCCGUGCCGGGUCCUGAGCAUCUCGGUGACGAGGACAAGUGCCGGGCGCUCCUGGAGGACCAGGCCGCGAUGAGCGAGCAGCUCGCAGCCCUCAGGCUCAGCCUGGCCACCCUGGAGGCAGAGCUUUCCGAGAAGACCCAGGAGCUCCGGGAAAGGGCGGCCGAGAGCCAGGAGCAGCGGGACAGCCACGAGUCUCAGCUGCGGGCCGUGGAGCAGGACAGGGCGCAGGUGGCCGAGCAGCUGGAGCGGGCCCUAGUGGACGUGAGGACCUUGACCCAGGAGAAGGACGCCCUCCGGGAGGCACAGGCCAGCCUGCAGGCGGAGUGCGACCAGCUGCGGGGCGACAUCCAGGACACGGUGAACAUGAACAUCGACACGCAGGAGCAGCUGCGGGACGCCCAGGAGGCCCUGAGACAGAGAGAGGAAACCAUCAGCUCCCUGAGCAGGAGGCUCGCCUCGAAGGGCGCCUCAGUGGGCUGCCCAGAGCAGGUGUCCGGUGGGGAUGAGCGGCCACCGGAAGCCAGCACCGCCCCAGUGGAGGACGAGGAGUCGCAGAGAAAGAUCUUUGCUCUGACCCAGGAGAAGGAAGAGCUGCAGCAGAUGCUGGAGCUUGUGAGGGCGGAGAGAGAGCAGCUCAGGAGUGACCUGCAGGAGAGCAUUGAAAUGACCAUUGAGAACCAAGAGGAGCUGAGGGAGCUCCGGGAGGAGCUGAGGAGGCAGCGGGAGGAGGCGCAGGGCCACGCCGUGGGUGGAGGAGCCCUGGCCAGCGCCCAGCAGAGGCUGCAGGAGCCAGAAAUAGAGUCGCUCACGGAGGAACGAGAUCAGCUCAGGAGCGCCAGGGCCAGGCUGGAGGCCGAGCGUGACCAACUGAAGGAGGAGCUGAGCCGGAGGGGGGUGCCGGACCAGCCCGAGCAGCCGUCCUGCGAGUCAGAGGGUGGCGACGGCCAGGAGGCGGCAGUGGAGACUCAGCCCUGCGCAGGCGAGGACGGGGUGGUGCCGGCGCAGGCCGAGGACCCCCAGGGGCUGGGGGAGCGCCUGGGAUCAGCCCUCGCCAAGCUCCAGGAGGCCGAGGAGCAGCUGGCAGUGGCCCGCGGUCACCUGCGGGCCCGGGAGGCCACCGAGGAGGAGCUGCGCGCGGCUUUGUGUAGCCAGGAGGCCCAGGCGGCAAGCCUGCAGCGGGAGCUGGACUCGGCCAGGGCGGACUUGGAGAGCCGGAUCCAGGAGCUUGAAGAGGCCCGGGAGCAGUGUGGCACGGCAGCAAGGGAGGCCGAGGGGCCGGCGGCGGAGCUGCAACGGCUGAGGGAGCUGGUGGCGGCCCAGGACGCGGCCCUGCAGGGCGCAGGGCAGGAGAAGCUGCAGCUGCUCGAGCAGCUGGACGAGAGCCGGGCACAGGGGGACGCCGGGCGGCAGGAGCGGGCGGCCCUGGCAGCCGAGAGGGACCAGCUGGCCGCGAGCCUGAGGGCCGCGGAGGCCGAGCUGCUGCAAGAGCGCUCGGCGGCCCUGGAGGACGCGCAGCGGGCCAGGGGGCAGCUGGAGGCCCGGGAGGCGGCCCUGGAGGCGGCCCUGGACGGUGCGGAGGCGGAGAAGGCAGCGUUGGUGCAGCAGCUGCAGGAGCAUCUCAAGGAGACGGCCGCAGUGACCAAAGAGCGGGACGGGCUGAGCGCGAGCCUCCAGGAAGCCACAGUCCGUGCCCGGGAGAGGCAGGAGGAGCUGGACAUGGCCCGUGGGCGCCUACAGGAGCAGGAGGACACUAUGCAGACCCUCCAGGCGUGUGUGGCUGAGGGAGAGGCGGCGCUAGCCGGCGUGCGGGCCCAGCUGGAGACCACCCACGCCAAGCUGCACACACAGGCCCUGGAGCUUCAGGAAAAGGAGCAGCGUCUGUGCGAGGUGACACGCGGCCUGGGCGAGAGCGAGGCCCGGGCGGGGCAGCUGGAGGCGGCGCGGGCACAGCUGGCCCAGCAGCUGCAGGAGGCGCGGGAGGAGGCGGGCCAUGUGCGUGCCCAGAGAGACGCCCAGGAGGGGGCUGGGCGCGCCAAGCGGGAGCGGCUGGAGGAGCAGCUCAGGGCAGCCGGGGCCCAGGCCCGGGAACAACAGGAGGAGCUGGAUGCAGCCCGAGGGCGCCUGCAAGAGGAGCAGGAGGCCGUGCAGACCCUCCGGGCGCACGUGGCCAAGGGGGAGGCGGCACUGGCCAGCGUGCGGGCCCAGCUGGAGACCACCCACGCUGAGCUGCAGGAGAAGACGCAGGAGCUGCGGGCCCGCGAGCAGCAGCUCGGCCAGCUGAGGGGGGACCUGGCCCAGAUGCAGGAGCAGCUCUCGGAGACGCAGCGGCUGCGGAGGCGGCUGGACGACCAGGCCCAGGCCCUGGACACGCUGGAGCAGCAGAACCUGAACCUGGCCCAGCAACUGCAUGCUAGCCAGCAGGAGGCCCGCACCCUGGCCGCCGAGCAGGACACGCUGCGGGACAGCCUCCAGGCGGCCACCUCCAGGCACCUGGAGGUCCAGCAGGAACUGGACAUGGCGCACACACAUCUGAAGGAGCACCAGGAAACCAUCCAGAAACUCAGGGAGAGAGUCUCGGAGAAGCCGGCUAGCAUCCCACGCAUCCAGGAGGAGCCACAGAGAAAGAACCCAGGCCUCAGGCAGAUCGGGAAUCUGAGCCAGCGGCUUCCAGAGCUGCUCUUCCAGGGCUGCGGGAGCUCUGUCAUUUCCCGCCUGGUGGGCAUGUCACUGAGAUGCUGGCAGCUGACCCGCCCGCUGCCCGUGCACGACCCCCAGGACCACAGCCAGGGGACUUCGAGGGGUGACGGGGAGUCGCCAUGUGACGGGAAGCAGCCGCUGACAGAGAGCCUCCAAGAAAAGUGCUCCCGCAUCAGAGAGCUCCUGAGGAAGUACGCGGAGAUGAGCGGCCACUACGAGUGCCUGGACAGGCUCGCCGAGGACCUGGAGAGGGACAUCGGGACCCAGAAGGAGCUGUCCGCCCGCGUGAAGGCCCAGCUGCCGCUGCCCUACGCACAGGCCAAGCAGGUGGACAAGGCACUGACCGGCAGCCUGCGCGGCUCCAUGGAGCUGCUGCGCAUCAUGAAGAAGCUGAGGUAUGUGCUCAGCCACGUCGCGAAGACCAAGGAGGAGCAGCACGAGGCAGUCAGCAGGCUGGAGGCGGCGUCCGUGGAGGAGGCCGAGAAGCAGGACGAGCUGCUGCGGCAGAUCCGGCACCUGCAGCAGGACUACGAGGCGCCCGGGGGCCUGCGGGGCCCGCAGCUGGGCCGGAACAUGGACCUGCACCUCGAGGAGCUAGCCCGUGACCUCUCAGAGAACGACUUCCAGAGCGUGCGGGCCGAGGUCGAGGGCCUGCUGCAGAACAGGAAGGAGGCGCUCGGGCUCCUGCAGGAGUGGCUCAGUGCCCGCUUCGACCCGGAGACGCUCAGGACCAGAGUCCAGGAGGCCAGCCACCGCCUCUGCGCGGGGAACAACCUGUACAACCGCAGGAUCCUCACGAUCCUGAACGAGUCCACGGAGUUCGAGGAGAGGAAGGCCGCCGUCGCUGGCCAGUGGGAGCUGGACCUCAGGGCCCUGCGGGAGAGGACGGAGGCGCUGGCCCGGGACCACCAGCAGGUGCGGGAGCGGGAGCUGGAGACGCGGUUGCGGGAGGCAAGGGAGAGCAUCCGGCGGAAGGACAGCCACGCAGCCCAGGUGCAGCGGGAGCUGGAGGCCGCCCAAGGCUCCGUGGCCACACUGCGGGGCCAGGUCAGCCAACUGCAGGACGCGCUGGAGAAGGCCCAGGACACCGUCCAGGCACUGCAGGACAGAGUGGCCGCAGGGGCACAGCCCUAUAAGGAGGAGAUCGAGGAGCUGAAGACAAAGCUGGUGAGGAGAGACCUGGAGAUGCUGACGGACAACAAGGAGCUCAAGAAGGAACUGACCUCGUCCAGGGCGGCCGUGGAGCACCAAAAGGAGCUGAUCAGGGUCCUGAGGGAGAACCUGCGGAGGGCCCAGCAGGCCCACGACACGUCCAUGGCGCCGGAGCCCACCGAGACGCAGCCCCCAAGCCAGCCCCUGACUUGUGGCGGCGGCAGCGGCAUCGUGCAGAGCACCAAGGCCCUGAUCCUGAGGAGCGAGUACACGCGGCUUGAGAAGGAGAACUGUCAGCUGAAGCGGCAGAAUGCGCAGCUGGAGAGCAGUAACCAGCAGCUGUCCUGCGAGGUGCGCGCCUGGAAGGAGCGGAGCCUGCGCCCCUGCCCGAAGCCCCCUGCGGACCCGCGUGCGCCCACUCCGUCGCCCACGCGCUUCCGGGAGCGCAACGCGGGGCCCCUGGGCCCGGGCUCGCCAGGACUGCUGGACGGCCGCUGCCGCUCGCUGCCCGCGCGCUACUUCGACAACUCGGGACUCGGCCUGCCAGGGCCGCCCAGCACCGAGGACGUGGACAGCGACGCGCAGCCCCGCCCCUGGCUGGCGGAGACCAGUGUGGACGUGCCGGAGUGCAAGACGCAGUAG